CGGCGCCGAUUGGUGGUCGCUGAGGUCCGCCCCGUAGCGACGCGCUUUUCCGGCCUCGCGUGCUUCCGGCCCGCGACUCCGCAGCAUGGCCGAGGAGGAGACGCUAAGCUUCCGAGACUUCGGGCUCGACCCGCGGAUCCUGCAGGCCGUCGCCGACCUGGGCUGGGCGCGCCCCACGCCGAUCCAGGAGAAGGCCGUGCCGCUGGCCCUGGACGGGAAGGACCUGCUGGCUCGCGCGCGCACGGGCUCGGGGAAGACGGCGGCCUACGCGCUGCCGCUGCUGCAGCGGCUGCUCCUGCGCAAGGCGACAGGCCCAGCGAUCGAACAGGCAGUGAGAGGCCUUAUCCUCGUGCCCACCAAAGAACUGGCCCAGCAGGCCCAGACCAUGGUCCAACAGCUAGCGACCUACUGUGCCCGCGAUAUCCGGGUGGCCAACAUCUCGGCCACUGAAGCCUCAGCUUCACAGAGGGCUGUGCUCAUGGAGAAGCCAGAUGUGGUGGUCGGGACCCCCUCUCGCGUCCUUCAUCACCUACAGCAGGACAGUCUGAGGCUCCGUGACUCCCUGGAGCUGCUGGUGGUGGAUGAGGCUGACCUUCUCUUCUCCUUUGGCUUUGAAGAGGAGCUUAAGAGUCUUCUUUGCCACCUGCCCCGCAUUUAUCAGGCGUUUCUCAUGUCAGCCACUUUCAAUGAGGAUGUUCAGGCACUCAAGGAGCUUGUUCUGCACAACCCGGUCACCCUCAAAUUGCAGGAAUCCCAGCUGCCGGGGCCAGAGCAGCUAGAGCAGUUUCAGGUGGUCUGUGAGACGGAGGAAGAUAAGUUCCUCCUGCUGUAUGCACUGCUUAAGUUGUCACUGAUCCGGGGCAAGUCUCUUCUCUUUGUCAACACGCUGGAGAGCAGUUACCGGCUGCGCCUGUUCCUCGAGCAGUUCAGCAUCCCCAGCUGCGUGCUCAACGGCGAACUCCCGCUGCACUCCAGGUGUCACAUCAUCUCCCAGUUCAACCAGGGCUUCUACGACUGUGUCAUUGCCACGGACGCUGAAGUCCUGGGUGCCACUGCCAAGGGCAAGCGUCGCAGCAAAGGACCAAAGGGAGACCGAGCCUCCGACCCCGAGGCUGGGGUGGCCCGGGGCAUCGACUUUCACCAUGUGAGUGCCGUGCUCAACUUUGACCUGCCCCCAACCCCUGAAGCCUACAUCCACCGCGCGGGCAGGACCGCGCGCGCCAACAACCCAGGCACCGUCCUGACCUUCGUGUUACCUGCCGAGCAGUCGCACCUGGGCAGGAUGGAGGCGCUUCUGGGCGGAGAGCCUGGGACCCCGCUCCUGCUCCCCUACCAGUUUCGCAUGGAGGAGAUUGAGGGCUUCCGCUACCGCUGUAGGGACGCCAUGCGCUCAGUCACUAAACAAGCCGUGCGGGAGGCCAGGCUGAAGGAGAUCAAGGACGAGCUGCUGCACUCCGAGAAGCUCAAGACCUACUUUGAGGACAACCCCAGAGACCUGCAGCUGCUGCGGCACGACCUGCCCCUGCACCCCGCCGUGGUGAAGCCUCACCUGGGCAAUGUGCCCGACUACCUGGCGAUGCUCAGGGAUUACUCCUGGCUCUGCACUCAGGAAUUACUCCUAGCAGUGUUUGGGGGACCAUAUGGGAUGCCGGGGAUUGAACUCAGGUCGGCCAUGUGCAAGGCAAAUGCCCUACCCACUGUACCAUCUUUCCCUGUCCAGAGACUGAUUGAGACAGAACUCUGGUGAUCCCCAGACCUGCCCUUGAGUGCCGCUGAUGAUGCACUUGGUGCCUAUGAGUACCCAGGUGCUGGCUGGCACCUCGCUUUUCCUUGGCAUUGCUUGUGUUGCAUGGCUGGGGACCAGACCAGACCUCUCAUUCUGUUCUGAACUUUACUGCCAUGCCACAACCCUGGCCCCCCGUGCUGGCCUGGAGUGCUAGCCAUGGGGGUCAAACCUGGAGAGCUGGCUGGGCGUGGGCAUGGCCCUUGGGGUACGGGCCCCGUGCUAGCCACAGCUU
Messenger RNA from Sorex araneus (European shrew), 2018 nucleotides. RefSeq names its product DEAD-box helicase 56 (gene DDX56). Lineage: Eukaryota; Metazoa; Chordata; Mammalia; Eulipotyphla; Soricidae. The transcript has 13 exons. Gene Ontology annotation, cellular component: nucleolus. Gene Ontology annotation, molecular function: nucleic acid binding; ATP binding; RNA helicase activity. The coding region runs from base 86 to 1747 and encodes 553 amino acids. The record is from RefSeq and is a predicted model, not a curated record.